Messenger RNA from Saprolegnia diclina VS20, 1674 nucleotides. RefSeq lists its product as hypothetical. The transcript is spliced from 8 exons. Gene Ontology annotation, biological process: protein deglutamylation; proteolysis. The record is from RefSeq and is a predicted model, not a curated record. Gene Ontology annotation, molecular function: zinc ion binding; metallocarboxypeptidase activity. Lineage: Eukaryota; Oomycota; Saprolegniomycetes; Saprolegniales; Saprolegniaceae. The coding region runs from base 1 to 1674 and encodes 557 amino acids.
AUGGUCGAGGACGGGCGACGCCAAGUGCUCCUGCACGGCUUGGUCUUUGCGUCAACCUUUGAUUCGGGCAACCUGCAGACUGUUGUCUACGACGCCGGCGCGAGCGAGUAUGUGGUGACGGCGGCGCCCGACCCGGCACGGACGCCGUCGCCCACAACCUGGUUUUACUUUUCCAUCUCGAACCUGGCGCCGCACCAAAGCAUUGCCUUGCGCGUGCGCAACCUCGUACGUCAUGUGGCCUUGUACGACCAAGACAUGCGCCCAGUCACGCGCGCUCUGCCGUCGCAGCGCAAGUGGGAGCGGCUGCACACCAGCGUGGGCAUGACGCCGUCGGACCCCGACUUUUCCAUCACGUUUCGCCUCACGGCGCCGAUGCCCGGCGACGUGGUCUACGUCGCGUUCACGUAUCCGUAUGCGUACGCAGAUCUGCAGCGCUCGCUACGCCGCCUCGACGCCGACAUGGCGGCGCGCGACGACCUCUACUACUGCCGCGAGACGCUCGUGACGUCAUUGGACGGACACAACGUGGACCUGCUCACGCUCUCGUCUCGGCGCCAUCUGGUCGACGCCUGCGAGCCGACAGUGCCAGAGCUGUUUCCAGAGCACGAUGCACCACGGUCGAGGCUGUUUCAAACGAAGCGGGUCGUCGUGCUCACAGCGCGCGUGCACCCGGCCGAGACGCCAUCGAGCUACGUGGUCGACGGCGUCCUCGCGUUUCUCGUCAAGCGCGACGACCCGCGCGUCGUCGCUUUGCUGGACGCCUUUGUCUUCAAGAUCAUCCCCAUGCUCAACCCGGAUGGCGUUGUACGCGGCUACUACCGGCACGACACUCUGGGCCAAAACCUCAACCGGUACUACGACGCGCCGACCCUGGAGGCACAACCGACCAUCUACGGCGUGCGCCACUGGUUCCUCGCAUUGUGCGACGCUGAGGCGCCCAGCGUGUACGUUGACCUGCACGCGCACGCGGCGAAGCGCGGGUGCUUCAUUUACGGCAACCGUCUCGAGUCCAUCGACGCGCAGGUGGCGACGCAGCUCUUCCCCAAGCUUGUCGGACUCAACUCGGCUCACUUUGAGUACGACCAGUGCACCUUCACGGCCGAAAACAUGGUCAUGGUCGAAAAGCGCGACGGCGGGCUGUCCAAGCAAGGCUGUGCCCGCGUCGCCUUGCACAAUGCGACGAAGGCCGCGCACCCGAGUUUGCACUUUUACACGCUCGAGUGCAACUACAACAGUGGGCGCAAGCCGGGGCGUGUGCCGCCGACCGGGACCUGGGCGCCCCGCGGCGUCAAAGCGUCUGGUCCUUUGAGCCCCGAAGUCGCGGCCCGGUCGUAUUUGCCCAAAUACACGCCGGCUGCGUGGGCCGAUGUUGGCAAGGGUCUCAUGCUGGGUCUCUUGGACCUCUACGGCCUCAAUCCGUGUUCGCGCCUUCCGCAGUCGUCGUGGCGGACGCUGGCCGGCGUCGUGCAGGAAACCCGCCGACAAGUCGCGCCAACGUUCAUCAAGACACCGGCCUCGGCGUCAGCGUCCUCGGCAAUCGAGAAGCGCAAGAGCAGCUUGCGCAGCAGCAACCAAGACGAGACAUUAUCCACCCAAGUCCGCGCCAUCAAGGCGGCACCGGGCACCGUCCGCCUCCAAAAGCCACUCUUGCGUCGUCAAUCAACGUCCAAGUAG